Molecule: messenger RNA, 174 nt
Organism: Nycticebus coucang (slow loris)
Lineage: Eukaryota; Metazoa; Chordata; Mammalia; Primates; Lorisidae
Product: protein GVQW1-like
Exons: 4
Source: RefSeq, a predicted model, not a curated record
AUGAAUUUCCAGCCAAUGGGACUCCAGCGCAAACAUUUACUACAACCUCCAACUCCUGGGCUUAAGCAAUUCUCUUGCCUCAGCCUCCCAAGUAGCUGGGAACUCCUGAGCUCAAGUGAUCCACCAGCCUCAGCCUCCCAAAGUGCUAGGAUUACAGGCAUGAACCACCGUGCC